CAUAUUAUAAACAUGCCAGUUCGACUUUGUGUAGCUAUUUUGACGAGCUCAGUUUUGUCAUGCCACGAAUUCAGAUUUCAGAAUAUAAACCAAAGCUACCAUCACGGGUUUAACAAAUAGUUGGACGUUUUUGCCGCAAAACCGCUUAGUACAAAGUUGUUAUCUACUAUGGUUGAGGCUGUGAUGCCUAGGGUCACCGAAAGGGUACAUCAUCCAAGACAACUUUUUAUCCCGAUUAAUCCCUUUUGAGCUUAAAAAACGCCUGCAAAACUUAGCAUGGCUGUCUUUAAAAUGCACUUAAGAAACAUUGUUGGCGAAUUUUCGGUUUUUAAGUGUUUUUUUGAUGCAAAAGUAAGUUGAAAUACACGAAGGAAGUGAAACAUGGAUGUGCAUGUUAAGCCUGCCUAAGCCACAUGUCGAUGACGGCUGGAUAGUCUUGUGUGUUGUGUGUCGCCACAUGCAUUGUUUGAUGUCAUUCCUUGCGCCAGCCAAAUUAUGCACAAACGCAGCACGCAUACACGGCAGCCAUUUUGAAAGACCCGACUGUGCCAAAUUUUCCGUCACAUUUCUUCACCGUACCUCCCAAAAAUAUCACAUAAUCUCAACGGUAAGUUAAAAGCCAAUGUUGACUAGAAAGUAAUGUACGAAGGCAAGCACAUCCACUUCUCAGAAGACCAGAAACCACUGUGCUCUUGCAGUACCAAAGUCUGCAAACAGCGCCGUCUCAAUGGCUACGCAUUCUGCAUCCGUCACAUUCUGGAGGAUAAGUCGGCCCCCUACUACCAGUGUGAAUUUGUCAACCGGUAUAACGGACUGCCUUGCACGAACCCGAUAAAGCGAGGGGGAGACAGCAAAUACUGUGUCAGCCACUUGCAGGUUUUGGGCCUAGUCCCCAAAAAAGCCAAAAAGAGCAAGACGGGAGAUGUUCCCAUGGAGCAGAAUGAUGACACUAGGACAGAGGAACACAAUGUCAUGAUUGGAGAACGUGUCAACAGGCCGAAAGUGCCCAAGGAGAAGAAGAAGAAAGACAAGCACAAGCGCAAGCACGAGAAACACAAGAACCGAUCGAAGAAGUUGGAUGUGACCCAGGCUGAUACGGAAGUGAACGACAACUCUCUGACUGUCGAUUCCCUGGAGUUGCUGUUGAGGUCCUCGCCUCACCUACCGGUAGCAGAGACGGUGAAUCUUCCCCCUGUGGCUGCCCGCGAUAGUCCCGAAGAUGGCGGCACAACCGAAAAGCCAAAGAAAAGAUCCCGCUCCCGGCAGUCCACACUGCAGGACCGCAUGCGGGACAAGCUGGAGAAGAACAAGGCGCGGUUAAAACUGCAACGGGACCGGGAACUGCAGGCCAGGCUGCAGCAGCCUGGCAAACCACAGUCACCCGAUCAGUGCACUACCUCACCUGCCCCGUCGCUGGCAACCCCAUCCUCCAGUCUUUCCCAGCCCUCGCUGUUCACGGACUUCAGUGACCAUCUACCCUCCAUGCCGCCUCACUUAGCACAUUCCAAGACGAAAGCAGACACCACCAACUUGCCGUUUGCAGUGACCAACCUCCCACCACUAAGUGCCUCUGUUGUGCAAGCCCAAACCAAGAAACCCAGGACGUUGUAUACAAAGAAGUUAGGACUGAAAUCUGUGGACAGUCUCCGAGAAAUUUAUCAAAAGGAAGAAGAGAGACGCUUGGAUCUGUUUUCAUUAGGUUUAGAACACUCAUCAGAUGAAGAUGAAGAGGACAGAUGCUUUCCACACAGAUACAUGCCGAGAUUCCCUGACUGUAGCAGUAGUGAAAUCAGUAUGAGUAAUUCCCCAGACAGACCCACCAGGCAGGAGCGUCUGAACGAGCUAAGUGCCCGCUUGAGGAGCCAGUGUGCCUGUCUAGUGCAGUCAGACCGCGGCCAGCGCAACCAGCGGCUCAGGGCCAAGAGGCUGUGCCUGGCCCUCAUCAAGGCGGCCAGGGAGCACUCCUUUGGCACUGCAGUGUCCCUGCUGGGACUGCGCAGGCAGCCACUGACAAGACCCAAGGUAGAGCUCCCACCAGACAGGACCUGCAUCAGCAAAGAGGAGGGCGGGGAGGCAUGUCAGGAGGAGGCCAUGCCGUACUCGAGACACUGCUAUAGACACAUACUGGAGGAUGAGCACCAGGAGUUAUUCCACCAGUGUUCAGCGGAGUUUCCAGGGGGCUUCCGCUGCAUAGAGCCUGCCUUCGACAUGCAGAACGACAACCCCUUGUGUCUUGAACACAGCAAGAGAAUGCGACUGCAGCCGAAGCAGAAGAAGCCUCGAAAGAAGACAAAACCUUCUGCGCUGACAAGACCCAACAAGAAGAAGAAGAUUCGUCGCAACGUGCGACCUCAGAAGCCAAUACCUCCAGCAGUUCCCCAGUCAAACAGCGGCUUGCCACCAUCGUUCAACAUCGUCAUGUCACGCCCGAGCCUUCCAGAAGACAUUGACCCCGGCGACAUGAACCUUGACCUGGGCAUUGACACCUCGGACCUGCGAAUGACCUCGGAUGCUGACAACUCGGACCUGAACUCGGAGGCCGGCGGCAGUGACCUAUCGGAGAUCUUGCCCAAGUUACCAAUGGAUAUCCCCGAUCUGGCUCUGUUUGAGUCGGAGGAGUUCACAAAGUUCGUCAAAGAGCAUGAAGAAGCUGGUAAGAAUGGAGAUGGUGAUUACAUGCCCAUACCAAUGCCCACCAAGGAGGAGCAGGAGGAACUAGAACGGGCAAUCCUGGAGGUCUCAAAUACAGUCAACUCAGUGCAGGAAUCCUUGGACCAGCUGUCCAAGCAUUCUAUGGACCGGCAUUUACCCACCAGCAAUGCCAUGUUUGACGAUCAGGACAACGGCGGCGACUCGGGCGACCAGGAUGGGAUGGACGGGCUGCCGCAAGACCUCCAGUCAGCUGCAAACCGGUUACUGCAGGACACCAUGCGCCAGAAUUCGGUGGACGCCAUGGGAGCCUCUAUGCACCACCCAGUAGACCUUGCCAACAGCGUGUCGACGAGUAAUAUGGUGGUGACUCAAGCAGCUGGCCCGCUGCAUGUGAUGACCAACAUGUCAGGACAGGCUGGUUUCCAUGACAGCGGGGGUCAUUUUGGCGGAGUUGGAGACCUCAUAGGUCAGAAUCAGAAUGCCUUGCCAGUGGGGCAGUUGCACGGCCAGCAGUUGGAGCCGUUGAGAAUGCCCAACCCCGUCCUCAUGGGCAAUGGAAUAGUCCAGAUGAAUAGUGCAAUGUUGAACCUGCAGCGGCAGAUAGCCAACUCGCCGCAGUCACCCCACGGCAACCCUAUGUCACCUCAUCAUGUGCUGACACCCCACGGUGCACAGAUCAGCAGUGCCAUGCUGCAGCAGCCCAGAACAUUGGCCGGGCAGCCCAGCCCCAUGCACAGCCCGGCCAUCUCGCUGACCUCCAGCAACAACCAGCAGAUGUCACUCCCAAGCUUCCGACAGACCUGGAGCGUGGCGCCCUCCCCUACAGCACACCUGUUGGGCAACAGCAGCCUGCUGGGUGUGAUGAAUCAGCACAGUCCAGACUCCACCCCGAGCCACACCCCGAGCCACACCCCGAACCAUGCCCCUACCCUCUACCCGCAGAUGAAUUUCACCCAGAAGCUUAGCUUCCCAACAAUUGCCACUGAUCUGGCCCUGCCCAAAACACUAGGGACUGCCUUCAACACAAACAACUCGGCCACCAUCAAUUCUGCCGGUCAGAAUCACCUCAGUUAUGUUACAAGUUUAGCACACACCCACGAAAGCAGCACUGAAAGUGUGGCCACCAGCUCAGUGGCAUCAAACUUCACAACGAAAGCGAGUACAGUCACGUGAUAUACAGCGCUGACCCACACCACUUCUUGUUGGUCGUAAACUGCAUCAACUGAUGUUAACGGAUUCUCUUAAAAACACUUCUGACUAGAUCUGAGAAAAGCCAGACCAUAGGAAACAAAACCGAAGAAGCCAUAUCUGAAAGAGUGUAUGCAGAACAAACCAAAAUGCAUACUCGGAUUGCAACUGUAGAAAUAAUUCUGUGAGCAAAAAAAAGACUAGGAAAUCGAUAUUGUGCUACAAUAAAAGUUUCUGGAAAAUGGCACCCGGGUUAUAAUUCUGAGUUUGCCAAUCUCUCAAACAAGCUGCUUUGGUCCUUUUCAUUCUUAGAUCCAAUCAGAUUUGGCUUGGAUUUGUAUCUUGAUUCUGUAUCUUCUGUUACAAGAAAUGUAUGUGCAGAAAAUCCACUGGCUUAUCUCUCAGUUGGACACAUACAUGCGUUUGUUGCCUGUGUAACUCAUCCAAGAGCAGCUAUUGAAUUCUUCAAAAAAAGGAAAGAAGAACAGAUCUUAAGUAUUUAGUGAGUCUAAACUUGAGCUUAUUUGGACAUUGAUAUGGGUACACAUGUACAUUGCGGAGGCCUCACCAAAUUUGAUGUCUGCUUUGUUGGAAAUGUUUUACUUUUUAGAGUCAGAUUCAUCAACUAGUGUUUCAUAAACAUGUUUGUUGUCUCUCUUGUUUAUGUUCAAAUUAAGCCAAUGUUUUUGUAUUAUUUGUUUAUAGGUCUUUUCUGCUUGCGUGUGUAAAGGUUUCUCCUUUUUUUUCUCAAGGUGAAUACAACCAGAAAGGAAUGUAUGUAUGCUGACAAGUGUUGGUAAAAGUUUCUUUCACAUAACUUGCCUGUCCAGCUGUCAUUAAAAAGCAAUGAUAUUUCUGUUUACUUGGCCCCAUGUCUUCACAAUGAUCACAUUCUGUACAUGUACAUUGGUUUGAAAUCAUAAGCUGUUUGGCUGAAAAAAAAACAGAAGUCGCCAUUUUGGCAUGGACGUGGUAGUCGUACACCCAUGCCCAUAGCCCUUUACCGUGAGAGUAGCGCCACCUUCGGACUUUGGAACCAGAACGGCUGUUCAUUAUGUGUUGAGUACAGCUUUCAGCUUGCACUGACACCUAAUCCACCAUUUUGGUUGGAACAGUUGUGACACCCAUGUCAUAACGCUCCCUAUAAAAACAGCUCUGCCCAUGCCCAGUGAUUUCAUAAGUAUUUAGUGUCUGAAUAACCUUGCAGCAGCUGAAGUGAGACGUGCGCUGGGAAAUUAUGUACAUGCAUUUCCAUCAUGCUUAGUGAGUCAUUUUCAGCUGAUUCCGGGUAAAUAUGUACGCUGCACGGUUCUACUCCUCUCUCAUCGUAGUAAAGUAAAGAGCACCUUCUCUACUUCACAGAUUGUCCCCAUUACUGAUAGGAGUGCAGUGUGCGACCUUUAACCUUCAUAUUUUUAGUUUGCCAAUGUUAUUGAAUUUGUUGAGAUGUUAUUUCUACUAAAUUUAAAUUUGUCUCUUGCCUUAUACACGUGCUUCACUUGGAAGGGGGUUGGCAUUGGUGACUGCUUACACAUGUAAUUUCCACAUUGGGUAUAAAAUCUUCCAGCUCCUAAAAUCCAAUGUUCAGUUGUGUAUUUUUUUUUCAAAUAUAUUGUAGGUAUGUUGAGUUUUGAAAAGGUUCUGUCGACUGUGUGGGGUUUUUUUAGUCUCUUCUGUAUUUCGGUAUUCCUGUGCAACGCAUUGUUUGUCAAAUUGUAUUCAUUAGUAAACUGAAGAAAGUUUUUUAAAAAAGUAUUUCACAGAUUUUGGAAGAAUCUGCUGGCUGAAAAAUGUAAUGGUAGUCAACAAUUUCUGUCCGAAUUUUAAGCCCUUACUGUUACAGUUGAGCAAGUUUGAGAUGAAUUUGAUUGAAUUUACGGUCCCUCCUGUCCACCCUCAAGAAAUCGUCACUUUCUGAACUGAACUUAACCCGAUAGAGUCUAGUUGCCAAAAAAAAGGUUGCAUGUUCACGUAUUUAAAAACUUGAACAGUUGUGUGGUAAUUGUGGGGGCUUUUAUUGGUCUGUUUCAGAUGAACAUUGCCUGAUUAAUUCUUUGACACUUGAGCCCCAGACUUACCAGAAGGUAUGCUGUUAUACCUUAGCAGGUAGCAAUGAACAUAGUUCACUUUGUCCGUCGAACUGAGAGCUUACAUGCCUCCAACAUGGCGCUUUUUUAUAUCACAUAUACUAUUUUUGCUGCAAGAUUGUCUAAAAUGCAAUGAAAUGUAUACAUUUAUUAACAGACAACAAAAAAGCUGUACAAACUGUUUUAAAUUGUUCAUCUUAUAUCUUCUGCACUGAUGCAACAUGUUGGAGGGAAUUUACAUAAGAAUUGAUAGUAUUUUUGUUAUAUUUGGGGGGGAAAAACCAGUGUAUUGGAAUUAGGGAACCAUAUGAUUGGUUCGUUCAGGAGAAAAAUGUAUUUUGUGUAAUUACGUUUUAUAUGAAAAAUAUAUAUGUAUAUUGUAAUGCAUCAACUUUGGUAGCAAUAAGGAUUGUUCUCCUGCACAUUUGAACAAAAAAGGAAAUUGUCACAGUGAAGACACAUUGAUCCAUCCCCUGUCAACAUGAGAAGGCCCAUUUUGCAAAGUCAUACAUGCAUGUAGAUGUGUCCAGCAUUUGUUCAACUGUAUUUUGUGUGCAACACAAAUUGUCGCUCUUUUUUAGUAUUGCUGUUUUUAUUUGCUCCUUUUGACAAGUUUGCUAGCUCCUACCAUGUCACAACCCCUCUGAGGUUGUCACUGUAAAUUCUGCUCGUAAUCUGAAGUCAGAAUAACCGUCAUGUUGUUUCCUUUUUUCACCCUUGCUUACCCGUGGCCCCUUGAUGUUGGAGGGAUACUGUUUGUUUUCUGUUAUGAUUUGUUGUUUGUUUUUUAGUUGGUUAUGUGGUUCUUUCGCCCAUGACAGUUGUGUCUGACAAUCUUGAAGUUUAGCUAGAAGGCAUGAGCUUCAAAGAAGCAAUUGAACUGCCGAACUUUUUGCACCCCCCCCAAAAAAAGCCCCCAAAAGGUUGAUCAAACAACAGGGUUUGGUUUUGUUGCCAUAUCAAAGUAAGAGGAGACAAUCACUUUCUGACUUCUGUUCUUCAAUUGGCUCUGUCCCCAGGGUUGGCCCAUGAGGAAGAAGCCAUGAAGAAAUUGGCAGGCAGUAUGUGACAUGUGGAGAGUUGAUGCAUUGAAACUGCAUAACAGAAAUUAUUCGGGGAUGACAGGAAAGAAUGUUCCACAUAUUUAGUUGCUGUGGUCCAGUCGCUUUUGCUGAAUUAUUUCCAAGACAUCUACCAGCAAACCUUGCGUUAUUUCAAUAAAUUGUGAACAGUUUUCACAUUUAGGGGGUGUGCAUGCCUCAAGUUUGGUCUCAAAACAUGCCAACCUUCUCAAGUGUGAUGUUAACACCUGUUUUCCUCACCCAUUCUGUUUGGUUUUGUUAUACUGGAUACACCUUGAUGUGUUGAACUUUUUUUUUCUUUUUGGAGGAUUCAUUUUUGUACUUGGAUUAACUUGAAAUGCAGGGAAUUUAUUUUCAUCCUAGACUCAAUGUGGUAUUUACAGAAUUGAAAAUACAUUAUUACAUUAAGUAACAUUUGAA
Acanthaster planci (crown-of-thorns starfish) is the source of this 7429-nucleotide messenger RNA. Its product is annotated as INO80 complex subunit D-B-like. Lineage: Eukaryota; Metazoa; Echinodermata; Asteroidea; Valvatida; Acanthasteridae. The record is from RefSeq and is a predicted model, not a curated record. Gene Ontology annotation, cellular component: nucleus.